Volvox carteri f. nagariensis is the source of this 1721-nucleotide messenger RNA. RefSeq lists its product as uncharacterized. Gene Ontology annotation, biological process: mRNA splicing, via spliceosome. NCBI's taxonomy places the organism in Eukaryota, Viridiplantae, Chlorophyta, Chlorophyceae, Chlamydomonadales, Volvocaceae. Gene Ontology annotation, molecular function: protein binding; U6 snRNA binding; U4 snRNA binding. The transcript is spliced from 11 exons. The record is from RefSeq and is a predicted model, not a curated record. Gene Ontology annotation, cellular component: U4/U6 x U5 tri-snRNP complex. Bases 297 to 1721 code for a protein of 474 amino acids.
CCACGAACACUUACAAGUCAGCGAUGGGCUAUUUGUGCAUUUGUCUUGCCGUUGGCAUAGAUAGUUAGCAAGCUGGCAAGUCCGUUUACUCUUAUCAUAACUAUGACCGAUAUAUAAAGGUACUCACUCUAGAUUCCCCUUUGACACCUGGACUUCAACUUUUCUGUCAGCUGGAAAAAGGCUGGACUGGGCGAUCGGGACGGCGGCCAGCCCUGCAACCCGGCGACUGAUCCAAUUCCUCCUAUCUGGUUCUACAUACAGCCAAAAGGCAACAUUCUAACGUCAGGAUCGAAAAGAUGGCGGACGUGUUUGCGCUGCCGGAGAGCGGUACCCGGGAGCGGGAGGCGCAUGCCGCGAAGCUGCGUGAGUUCGAGCUGCGUCGUAAGAUACGGCAGGUGGUGGUGCCUACGGAUGAUGGCAAAGUACGGCAGCUGUUACGGCAGCUGGGGGAGCCCGUCACGCUGUUCGGGGAGAGGGAGAUGGAGCGACGUGAGCGGCUGAAGCGCAUUAUCGCGCAGCGGGACGGUGAGCUGGAUCUUGACCUACCCACCACCGAACAAACCCUGGUGGAGGAGGUGGCGGUGCAAAAGUUGUUCUACACGGAGGGCCCUGACGAGCUCCGUACGGCCCGCCUGGCACUGACCCGCUACUCGCUGCUCCGAGCUAAGGCCCGGCUUCUGGGGGCGAAGAGGAGGAGGGAGGACCCGGGGGCGUUGCAGGCUUCCGCAUCCGCGCAGUCGGCCGCUGCGGAUGCCGUACGUACUAUCGUACAACAGAGCUCUGAGUUGGGUGACACAAGGCCCAUCAGUCACUGUCAGUUCUCUCCGGAUGGAGCUUGUCUGGCGGCUUGUGGCUGGGGAGGCGCCCUGACGCUGUGGUCCGUACCCGCGUGUGUACGGCAGUGGACCGCCCCCACCCCCUCAGAGGCACCUCGCCUGACUGGGGUGGCUUGGCACCCCGCGGCGGCGCCAGGUCAACUGACCCAUGGGUCGUCACCAGGGGCAGCGGCGGCGGAACCAAGCAGUACGACAGUCGUCAGCCUUGCGUCCGCGGCCUCGGAUGGCCUCAUUCGUACAUUGGAGGGUCACACGGAGCGGUUGGGCCGACUGGCCUUCCACCCGCUGGGGCAACACCUGGCCACCGCCAGUUUCGACACCACUUGGCGCUUAUGGGACGUGGAGACGGGAUUGAAUCUGUUAGAGCAGGAGGGGCACUCGCGUGCCGUGUAUGGGGUGGCCUUCCACCCGGACGGAUCGCUCGUGGGGAGUGCGGGGCUGGACGCGUACGGUCGUAUUUGGGACUGUCGUACAGGCCGUAGCGUGUUGCUUCUGGAGGGCCAUGUUAAGCAGCUGUUGUCCAUCGACUUCUCCCCCAACGGCCACCACGUUGCUACGGGCAGUGAGGACCACACGGCCAAGGUGUGGGACCUCCGCAAGCGCGGUUGUCUGUAUACCCUCCCCGCCCACACCUCCCUCCUCUCCACUGUACGGUGGGAGAGAACCGCGGGUCACUACCUGCUCACGGCGGGGUACGACUGCGUGGCCAAGCUAUGGAACGGUCGGGACUUCACCCUACUGAAAGCACUGGCGGGUCACGAGGGCAAGGUCAUGGGAGCUGACGUGUCACCCACGGGUGACCACCUCGUUGCAACGGUAUCGUACGACCGUACGAUCAAGAUGUGGGCACCGGAGAAGCUGCCGCCGGUGCUGCCACCGCCGUGA